Molecule: messenger RNA, 2195 nt
Organism: Coffea arabica (coffee)
Lineage: Eukaryota; Viridiplantae; Streptophyta; Magnoliopsida; Gentianales; Rubiaceae
Product: probable transcription factor KAN2
Biological process (GO): regulation of DNA-templated transcription; abaxial cell fate specification
Cellular component (GO): nucleus
Molecular function (GO): transcription cis-regulatory region binding
Source: RefSeq, a predicted model, not a curated record
CUGUCAUUUUCUCACAUAUACUUCACACAAAAGAAACAACCAUUCACUUCAUACCUUGUCAUUUCUUCCCUUCUCUCUCCCUCUCCUUCAAUCUCAAACUCUCUGCAACUACUCCCCUCAAUUCAUCAUUUAACCCCAUCUGAAAAAAAAAACACCCGGAAUUCUCUCCCUCAAAAUUCAGCAACCCCAUAUCCUUCAGCUACAAAACCCUCCAAGAUUUUGUGACCCUUUUCAGCCCUGAACAAACAACCAUCCCACAAGCACAGAACACUUGCACCAGCAAGAAACAAGAAAAGGUAGGGGCUGUCAAGAACAAAGAAAAAGAACAAACAGUUCUUUUUCUUUUUCUUUUUCUUUCCUUGUAGGGUUUGUUUGGCCGGCUGCUUGUUGAAUCAAAGAUGGAGCUGUUCCCAGCACAACCAGACUUAUCCCUACAAAUCAGCCCACCAAACAGCAAACCCUCCUCAGGUUGGAGGAGAACAACUGAAGAUAUGAUAGAUUUGGGGUUUUGUAAAAGAGCUUUGGACUCAAGAAACUCCUCUAUCUCAUCAUCAAUGGCUGCAAAACCUGAUACUAGUAACUUUUUUGAACUUUCUUUAUCAAACAAUCAAAGGAUGAUUUCUGUUUCUGAUCACCAUCAUCAGCCAAGCUCCAACAAUAGCCAUUAUAACCUCAUCCAGAAUAGUAGCUCUACUAGUACCACAAACAAUAAUCUUAUUCACUCUUUUCAGCAAAGCCAGCAGUUUCCUCUCCACCAUCAGCACCAACUUCACCAUCACCACCUCCUCCAACAUCAACAGCAUCAAGUAGGAGGAGGAGGAGGGGGGCUAAACCACCCCGAAUUCGGGUUUUUGCGACCAAUAAGAGGAAUCCCAGUCUACCAAAACCCUCCUCCUUUUCCAUUAUUUAAUCCAAUAUUACAGUCUUUAGAUGCUAGUACCACUAGUUGUGGAAUUCCUUCUCCUACUUCUACUACGACUAGUUCUUCCAAUCCCACCUGCUUCCAGUCCCAAGGCGGAUGCGGUGGUGGCGGCCUAAUGCGGUCGAGGUUUUCAUCGAGAUUUCCAGCUAAACGGAGCAUGAGAGCUCCUAGGAUGCGGUGGACAACCACCCUCCACGCUCGUUUUGUUCAUGCUGUAGAGCUCUUGGGUGGCCAUGAAAGAGCUACGCCCAAGUCAGUUCUUGAGCUAAUGGAUGUGAAAGAUCUCACUUUGGCACAUGUUAAAUCACAUUUACAGAUGUAUCGAACGGUGAAGACAACUGAUAGAGCAGCACCUUCUUCUGGACAAUCAGAUAUCUAUGAGAACGGGUCAUCUGGGGAUAAUUCUGAGGACUUAAUGUUUGAAGUUCAGAACUCAAGAAAACCUGAAUUAUCGGUGCAACAAGGAAGGCAAAAUAUGCAGCAAGACAAAGACUUGCAUGGUCUUUGGAGUAAUUCCUCAAGCAGGGAAGCUUGGCUGCAUGGCAAAAUGAGGGAUUCUUUAGGCAACAUACCAUCUCUUGAGAAGGACAUCGAACCAAAGUGCUCAAGCUAUGACAGAUUAUCAGAUGUGAGCUCAUCAAGCUUAUCAGAGUCAAGCCCCAAGAAACCCAAUCUGGAGUUCACCUUGGGCAGGCCACACUGAUCAAGAUCUCUGCGUGGAUAGUACUACUCAUUUUGAAAUGAUUAUUGCUUCUGAAAGAGGGAAGCUGGUGAGGUUGAAGAGAUUCGGGUGCCCACUCAGAAAAUCAGCAGUGAGAAAAGAAAGUUUGUAGUAGAAAAGAAAAGAAAAGAAAAGGAGAAGAAAGUAAAGGAAAAAAGAGGCCUAAAGAAAGACAAGGAGACAACAAAGACAGAAAGCAACAAAAGGAGAAGGCAAAGAGAAAGAGAGAGAGAGAGAGAGAGAGAAUUCAAGGGUGGUAUCAAAAAGCAUGUCCUAAUUAUCCUAUCAAUCUGUGAGCUCGAAAUCAUCAUAUUAUAUUGCUUAAGUAAAUAUGUUCAUUAUCAUCAUGAUCAUCAUCAGUCCUAGCUGAUUGAUUUUUGUAUUAUGAUGCACUUUUAUGGGGGCAAAAAAAGAGAAAAAGGAAAGAGGUAUGUUUUUGGGGGACUUUUAAGUCUUUUAAUCAGGGAAAAAGUGAUCCUUGGUAAUUGUAUGGGGCACUUUGUACUCAAGAAAAAGAAGGUAUAAUUUUACCAAAUGAGUUGGAGCAUACUC